CAAAAAAACAUCAUCACUAUUAUUGUAAGAAAGCUAAUGAAUUUAAUUAAUUAUUAUUAUCGAAUUAUUUUAAAUUGUCAUUUUAUUAAAAAUCUUCCUAAUCUUUAUUUAAUUGCCUUUAAUCAUCCCCUUAAACAUUAUUAUUUCCAUUAUUACUAUUAUUACCAUUAUUAUUAUUAUUACCAUUAUUACUAUUAUUACCAUUAUUACCAUUAUUAUUAUUGUUUUAAUUAUUUUCCUCAUCACUAUCUUACAUAUUAUUCCACUUAUCAAUUUCUGCUCUUCUUUCUUCUGAAGUUUUUUUUUACAUAGAAUAACUUCCUGACUUAGAUUCUUUUUUAGAAUGAUGUUUUUUCUUUUUUGACCCUCCGUGGUCUUUUUUACUUUUUUUAUUACUUCUCGAUCUAGAGUAUUUUUUUUUCUCUCUUUUAUGUUUUUUCUCUUCAUCACGAGAUUUAGAACUACUCUUACUAGCACUCCUAUUUCUAUAUUCUGGAUGUUCUUCAUACAUUUACCUAAAAAGCGAUCUUUUGAAGCUCCUACUAAUUUACUUACUAUGAAUAUAAUUG
Ichthyophthirius multifiliis is the source of this 569-nucleotide messenger RNA. RefSeq lists its product as hypothetical. The annotation marks the transcript as partial. The transcript has a single exon. The record is from RefSeq and is a predicted model, not a curated record. Lineage: Eukaryota; Ciliophora; Oligohymenophorea; Hymenostomatida.